Molecule: messenger RNA, 3043 nt
Organism: Pseudophryne corroboree (corroboree frog)
Lineage: Eukaryota; Metazoa; Chordata; Amphibia; Anura; Myobatrachidae
Product: hemicentin-1-like
Exons: 11
Coding region: 21-2108 (695 amino acids)
Source: RefSeq, a predicted model, not a curated record
ACAGGCAGGGGGCAUCAGCCAUGGGUCUAUAUAAAUGUUUCCUCCCUUCUAUGCUGCUGCUGGGGAUGGUGAUCCCAGGUGCUGUGGAUGCUCAGGUGGUGAAUGGAGCUCUUGGGGGAUCUGUUUACUUUAAUGUGACUUUCAGAUUCCAACCACAUACAUUUAUAUGGAAUUUUAUCAUGGCUAAUGGUACCACGAUCACAGUAGCUACCCUGCCACCUUCUGGAACUAUACACUAUUUUGAUCAUUAUUUGGGAAGAUGUGAGAUGUAUAGGAAUGGAAGUCUGAGGCUGGAUAAUAUUACACACGCUGAUCAGGGGGAGUACUCAGUGAAUGCUCAAAAUGCCGACCUUACAGAUGGUAGUACACAACAGCUUCAGCUCUACAUCUACACUGCCCUCACUGAUCCAGUUCUCAUGUUGAAUGAAUCAGAUCUUAUUGCUGUCAGGAAUGUGACCCUCCACUGUGACGCUGGCAAUCAGAAUGUAUCUAGUUACACUUUCCAAAGAGACAUGGAAAACAUCUGCUCUGAGCCCCGUGUGACCUGCAUGGGGCCAUUCCUGAACUUCCAGCCAAUCACAGGGAAUGACACUGGUAUCUACACCUGCACCAUCCAAAACCUGUUCAGCACCAGAACCAGUUCUCCUGUGCAUUUGUAUGUAAUAGUGCCGGUCUCUGGGGUUAGCCUGACCAGUAACACAUCAGAUUCGCUGGUCUGGCCAGGAUUUGAUACAGUUUUGCUGCUCUGUUCAGCUGGUGGUACAAAUGUCAGCUUCUCCUGGAGCCUACAGGGGGCACCACUGCCUCAGGACGCCCGGUACCAUCUCACCAAGAAUAACUCAACCCUCAUUAUCAGCCCUGUCUCAGCCAAUGACAACGGAUCCUUCACCUGCACAGCUUCAAACUCAGUAAGCAGCAGUACCAGCAAUGGUGUGACGCUCAACGUGGCCUCACCAGUCUCUGCGGUGAUGCUGAGCAGUAACACAUCAGGAUUGCUCUGGGUGGAAGAUGAUUCUGUGUCUCUGCAUUGCUCUGCUCAAGGCUCAGCCAUCACAUUCUCCUGGACUCUGAAUGGAGAACUAUUGGAUGGGACCCAGCAUCCAUCAUAUACCAUUACACAGGGAAGCUCCACUCCUCACUCCAAUCUCACCAUCAGCCCAGUCUCCAGGAAGGAUAAUGGACCUUUCAUUUGCACAGGAUCUAACUUGGCAAACAAUGAGACCAGUCAUGCACUGAGCUUGGACUUGGCUUGGCGCCCAGAAGGACACAUUCUUUGUAUUCCACCACCAUAUAAUCAAAGUCUCCAAUUUACCUGCUCCUGGCCGGGUGGACAUCCUGCUGCUAAUGUAUCCAUGACAUACAAUAAUGGAACAGAGACCAGUUAUAACCAAGUGAGCAAGAAUGUGACUUUAGAAAAUAACGUUGAAGGAUCAAAUCUGACUUGCGUCGGGGAUCAGCUGGGGAGAACCUCAAGCUGUAUAUUGCCAUUUGAGUCUCCACAGUCUGCAGAACAUAACAAUACUGCAAUCACUACAGUGCCUGAGGGACAAACUGCAGUACUGACCAUGAGUCUAACAGCUGGACCCCAGUACCGAGCCAAUGCUCCCACAUACCAGGUCCUCCCUGCUGAGUUCUCCUGGUACUUUCCAAAUCACACACUUAUACAUAAUGGAAGUAAAGUCAGAGUGAUCUCUAAUGACAACACAUCCAGUCUCCAUAUCUCAAAUGUGACUAUAGGAGAAAAUGGAAAAUAUAAAUGCACAGCUUUCAAUGUUAUUGGAAGUACCACCUUCAACUUUACACUCCAUGUGACAGCAAAUGCUGCUCCUGGUGGACUGAAUGGCGGUGAGAUAGCUAGUAUCGUGAUCGGCGUGCUCGCUGGCGUGACUAUCAUUGGAAUCAUUGUGUUUUUCAUAGUAAAGAAAAAUGUACCCAAGAUUCCUCUUUAUGAGAAUACAAAUAUGCCACCUGGACACAUUUAUGAAAAUACUUACAGAGGAGCAAAGAUGGAGAGAACAAAUUCUGCAAAUCAAAAUCCACAUUAUGAGACUGUAAUACGCACAGACGGAAACAUAUACAGCAACGUCAUAAAUGUUCCCUUGAAAUAAAAAUGGCACCAGUAUGUAUCUAACAUAUUUUCUUGUUACUUUUUGGGAACCUUAUUAGCUCUCCACAAUACCCCUGGAUGGAAGCUCUUGUUUUGAAGUCAGAGCUAAUUAUCCAGAGAAUAAACUAUAUACUGUACACCUUGUGUAGAGUUGGCAACUUCAUAAACUGUGUUCAUCAAAAUGUGUUACUGACAACUUUUAAAAACAGACAGCGAGGCAAUAUCUGCUGUGAUGGAUUACAGUACUGCAUGUGAAAGGAGAGUUCCAAAGAUUUUAUGGGUAAACAACAAUAUUCAAAGCAGCCUAGUGCAUUCCCCUAAUAAAAAUCUGCUGGAUUAAUUAUUGUGGCUUUCCCUAGAAAUCUAUGGAACUCAUAUUUAUAUACUCUAAGGGGGGAUUCCAUUAGACCCAUUAAUUUAACAAGUGUGGAAAAUGGUGGUAGCCUCAAGCUUUAACUCCUGCGGCUAUUCAAUUAAGUACCGUGGCUAAAUGAAUUCUCCCCGAAGCCACCACAACAGAUAUUGCCUCAGCAAGUGCUUUGGAUCCACACCUGUAUUUUCUUCUGAUAACCUUUGUUGCAUGUGGUCUUGAAUCAUCCAUUUGUUUGGCGCCCAGCAUCUGCAACACUCUGGUAAACAAUGUGAUGCCUGCUCCUGGACAGAUCUGCACAGGCUGCCGUGAAAAGGCCACUACUAAUCCAAACAUUUUCACUGUGCCACGUCAUUUGUUAAAGAAGUUUCCUUACAUCAGACUUAAAAAUACCAAUGAUUUGGAGAGACUCACUCUGCUAGGGAGAUCAUCUACUGUAUAAUUCAGAGGCCUUAUUAAAUAUGAGUGAUAUUUGCACUGUUUUAUACCUAUGGUUUUAUUUUUAUGCAUAUGACCAUACUCUAUAGAUAAUCUAUGUAUAUGUAUGGUCUCCUAUAUGGAACUCA